AUGUUGCGUUCCGCUCCACCGCAGGAUCUGUGGAUUCCACUAUUUGCUGCAGGCGCAUACCUGCCCCCCUUGCAGCAGGUGUUUCAAGCGCCGCGUCGGCCCGGGAUAGGAACCGUUGGGAAGCCCAUCAAGCUCUUAGCCAACUACUUUGAAGUGGACAUUCCCAAGAUUGAUGUGUUUCAUUAUGAAGUGGACAUCAAACCCGACAAAUGUCCACGCAGAGUCAACAGGUCUUCUCCCCCGCAGCUGCAGAUUGAUGUGUUUCAUUAUGAAGUGGACAUCAAACCCGACAAAUGUCCACGCAGAGUCAACAGUCCCCUUCCCUUCCGCACCCAGGUUGACUUUGAGGUGACGAUCCCAGGGGAAGGCAAGGACAGGAUAUUUAAGGUCUCUAUCAAGUGGAUGGCGAUCGUGAGCUGGCGCAUGCUCCAUGAAGCCUUGGUGAGCGGGCAGAUCCCCGUCCCCCUGGAGUCUGUCCAGGCGCUGGAUGUUGCCAUGAGGCACCUGGCUUCCAUGAGGUACACUCCCGUGGGCCGCUCCUUCUUCUCCCCCCCCGAAGGCUAUUACCACCCCCUGGGAGGCGGCAGGGAGGUCUGGUUCGGUUUCCAUCAGUCGGUCAGGCCUGCCAUGUGGAAGAUGAUGCUCAACAUUGAUGUGUCGGCGACGGCCUUCUACAAAGCGCAGCCCGUCAUCGAGUUCAUGUGCGAGGUGCUGGAUAUCCGGAACAUAGACGAGCAGCCGAAGCUCCGGCGCCUGUGGCGGCGCGCACCCGGCCCCGCUGCCCCCCUCGCUUUAGCAUCCGUUCUUCCAGCCCCCUUGGGCUUGGUGCAUCCUUCGUGUCCUACCUCUGCCAGGUUUCCCCUGCAGCUGGAGAGCGGUCAGACAGUGGAGUGCACAGUGGCUCAGUACUUUAAGCAGAAAUACAACCUGCAGCUGAAAUACCCCCACCUACCCUGUCUCCAGGUUGGCCAGGAGCAGAAGCACACGUACCUGCCCUUGGAGGUGAGUGCCAGCUCUGCGCCGCUGGGGCCCAGCUCCUGGGCGCCGUGCGAAGCAAAGGCGGCGGUCUCCGGCCUUUGCUGCCAGAGGCAUGACCGUAGUCUGCAGCUGAUGUGCCGUGGGCCCUGCCCGCCUCGGUGUUCACCUGCAGAGAGCCGUUUCUCAGAAGCGAGGGAUCUGGGCGCUGCGUGGGUGAAGCAGUUGGUCUCAUUCCCUCCCACUGGCCCUUCCUUCCCUCUGCAGAUGAAGAAUGCCAGCUACAACCUGGAUCCGUACAUUCAGGAGUUUGGCAUCAAGGUGAAAGAUGACAUGACGGAGGUGACAGGGAGGGUCCUGCCGGCACCCAUCCUGCAGUAUGGAGGCAGGAACCGGGCCAUUGCAACUCCCAACCAAGGCGUGUGGGACAUGCGAGGGAAGCAGUUCUACAACGGCAUUGAGAUCAAAGUCUGGGCGAUUGCUUGCUUUGCCCCGCAGAAGCAGUGUCGAGAAGAGGUGCUGAAGAACUUUACGGACCAGCUGCGCAAGAUCUCCAAGGACGCGGGGAUGCCGAUCCAAGGCCAGCCCUGUUUCUGUAAAUAUGCCCAAGGUGCAGACAGCGUGGAGCCCAUGUUUCGACACCUCAAGAACACCUAUUCAGGGCUUCAGCUCAUCAUUGUCAUCCUGCCGGGCAAAACGCCGGUGUACGCUGAGGUGAAGCGCGUUGGGGAUACCCUCUUGGGAAUGGCCACACAGUGCGUCCAGGUCAAGAACGUGGUGAAAACCUCCCCGCAGACCCUUUCCAACCUCUGCCUCAAGAUCAACGUCAAACUCGGCGGGAUCAACAACAUCCUUGUGCCUCACCAGCGCUCUGCCGUCUUUCAGCAGCCGGUGAUCUUCCUCGGGGCUGAUGUCACUCACCCGCCGGCAGGAGAUGGGAAGAAACCCUCCAUAACGGCCGUCGUGGGCAGCAUGGACCCCCCCCCCAGCCGGUACUGUGCCACGGUGCGCGUGCAGCGUCCUCGCCAGGAAAUCAUCGAGGACUUGUCCUACAUGGUGAGGGAGCUUCUCAUCCAGUUCUACAAAUCCACUCGCUUCAAACCUACCAGGAUCAUCUUCUACCGCGACGGCGUUCCCGAGGGGCAGCUCCCGCAGAUCCUUCACUAUGAGCUCUUGGCAAUCCGAGACGCCUGCAUCAAACUGGAAAAGGAUUACCAGCCUGGCAUCACUUACAUCGUUGUCCAGAAAAGGCAUCACACCCGCCUCUUCUGCGCGGACAAGAACGAGCGGAUUGGGAAGAGUGGGAACAUCCCAGCGGGAACAACAGUAGAUACAAAUAUCACCCACCCUUUUGAGUUUGACUUCUACCUGUGCAGUCAUGCAGGCAUUCAGGUACCGUGCUCCAAGCUGAUGAUGUGCGGCGAGGGCAGCCAUAUAUCUGGACAGAGCAACGGCAGAGACCCCCAAGCCUUGGCGAAGGCUGUGCAGGUUCAUCAGGACACUUUACGUACCAUGUACUUUGCUUGAAAGCCUAACUUUUGUUACCUCACUCAAGAAAGCUUUCAGAUUUGUAGGAGCCAUACAAAAAAGGAAGCAUUGGGACACCUUGUUUUUUUUCCAAUGAGAAAUCACUGCAGGGCAGGCAGCGUCGAUUUGAGGCAGGAGACCAGCACCACGGGACAGAAAGAUCCAACACCUUUGUAGGAUUGGAAGAGACUGAUUAUUUUUUUAAUUUUUCUGGCUUUGCAAAAUUUUGACCUGACCAAACACGUGAAGGCAUUUAAGGAAGGGAUAAAACUUCCAGGAGGCAGAAGCAGGUUUUCAUUUUUAAGAUGCAAUACUAUAGACUCCUGACUGUGAAAUGGCGGAUUUGGUCCUCCGUUGCCCACCAGGCGCUGGUAGGUAUUUUUUGUGGGGUUGGGGGGAGGGGAUUUUUAGAGCCUUAAAACAGAAGACUAGAUUUAUAAAACUAAUAUUUUAGAAUAUGAGAUGCUUUAAUGGGUUAAGGGGAAAAACAACUAGUUUAUAGGAGAAUUCUAACACUAACAGUUCCCCCCCAAAUAAUUCCCCCCCAUAUAAUGUAAGGCACCCUAGCACUUAGCUCAGAACUGAAAACUGUCUUCCUUGUGUUAAAAGCUAGUUAGCUGCUGCCAUUCGAAGCAACAGUCACAGACUUUUCCAUGGGUGAGUGCCUUACUAUGAUGCUGCAAAAUUUCAAUGUUUUUAAUCUUGUAAGGAAAAUAGUAACCUUGUCUUGAUGGUGGUCCAUAUUUCCAUCGGAAGGAGUUAAUUUUUAUGGUCCUAAGUUGCAGUUUGUGUUAGAUCACAACCUCACGGUGGUUGAACUCCAUUGAAAGAUGUGCACUUUCAUAUAGGACAAGUUUAAUGGCUGCUGACCCAUUUUUGUUUCCAAUGUACUACUUGUUAUUUAAAACUGUUUCUGACAAAUGGGGCCAUCUUCACCCCAUGAGGACAGAAAUUGCUAUCGAUUAUUUUUUUUCUGACUUUCUAUGAUGGACACCGGGAUUUUUUUACUAAACAUUAUUUUUAUAUGAUACUGAGUCUGUUGCCAAAAUACACAAGUCAUUAACAUUCUCAGAGUUUACAUCACUGCACUUCCUGAGGCUGUGCGCUCCCGCCAGAGAUCUCUAACGUUUCCUGUCCGAUGCGUGCGUUACAAACUGCAGUCCACGCAGCUUUGGGGUAUUCCUCAAUGCCCUCGUCUCCCAUGCGUCAUGUGCGUUCCUCACGUGUCCGUAUGGGCUGACCGCUUUCUGAACUACCACGUACCCCGACUUCAGCAUGUCCAAACUGUCAUAGAUUCUGCUGCUAGGUUUUGCUGCUCUUUUGUGUCAUGGUAUCACUGAUUUCAUGCACAGGGUUUUUAUUCUGAAAGCACACCAGAUUAUUCCUUAGUCAGACUUACGAAAUACUUGUUAUUGUCCUGGGAGAAACUCCUACUAAUUUUUGUUUGUAAUGGGGAAAAAGCCUUUUUUUUCCAACAGUAAAACAGUGACUGUUUUUUGGACUCAUUUUGCUGUACAGAAUGACCAUUCUGCACAGCAGGGCAGUAGUAGCAACUCCUUACCAAUAGCGUGUGGGCAGAUUAUCUGAUUUUUGUUGAUAUGAAAAUGUGCACAAAGCUUCCUUCGAGAGAAAGAGUUACGUGUACACUGCUACUGAGCUCUUAAGGGGAAGAGCUCUGUUAUCAAUUUACUGCCAAAAGUGAACGCAUUUUCAAAGCCUAUCACAAGCACUGCCCUUUGUCAGCAUGCAUUGAUAAAGCACGCCUUUUUAUUUUGUCCUUUCUGAUGUUUAAACUUGCCUUGCUAGUAGUUCAUAAAAGCAUUAGUCAUGUUGACCCAUUGCUCUGUCCUAAUACCAAGAAUUCAGUGUACUGGUUUUCUUUUGGGGCAACACGUUUGUGAAAAAUGAAGACAUCAAUAUGCUAUGCAAACUAAGUGCUGAGCCCACUGAUGUCACGUUUUGUGAAGAUCCUACAUUUAGCACAGUUGUAUUUUUCUCAAGACUACAGUAUUUGGCUCAUGUUCUCCUUUGCACCUUGUGUCAAACUCCACUGCUGUAUACCUACAAGGUGAUGGGGAGAAAGCCAAGAACCAUUCAUGGUCAGUAGGGUAGUGAGCUCUUAAGGGGGCUUUUAGAGAGUAGGGAAUGCGUGAACACUAAGUGUCAACAUGAGACGCCUACAUUCCUAUACACAAGUGCCUGCAUAGUGACACAAAUUCAGCACCUCUCCCAUUUCAUCCUCAGAACUCUGGCUUGUGUUCAUUGAAAGCGAAAUGAUCUCAGAGGGGCUAUACCCACCCACCUUGUAUUAGGAAGCCCCUCACUGAGAAUAAAACUGGGGGGUUAUGGUCAAGGUUCUCUCUGCAAAUCAGUUUGUUCACCAGCAUUAUGACCGAAAGCACCUUGCUGCUCUUUGGCAGCUAAGGGCAAAGGUAUUUUGAUUUCUACUUUUUAUUUUAACGUUUUAGUUGGGUCUAGAAUUCUGAAAUGUCUUUUAGUAGCUGUGGCAUAGCACAUGCCAUUUUUAGCCAUUUGAAAAGAGAUAGCGUGGGCAUUUACAGAAACAGCUUGUUGCUCUGUAACAAUUUUUUUUUUAACCUUGAGACUUGAAAUGUAAAAUGGACCUUUAAGAUUUGCACUCAUUUGUAAGGUGGCUGUUCAUAGAAAACUAUGAAUGAAGACUUGCUGAUGUAGCACCUACUUUUAACAGCAAUUUUAACUACACAAAAGCUUCAUGGCUUCUGAAACUCUCAGCUGUUGACUUGCAGAUCGUGUUCUGCCCUUACUUCACCCUCUGCAUUGGGUUUUUCAUGGUUUUAAAGAAAUAAAUAAGCCAAACUCAGCUGCUGUGCCCUUUAAACCAUAUUUCCAUUUUGAAGAGGUUUUAGAAAGGGUUCGAGUUACCCGCAUGUUUUGUAUAAUGGACUAUGCACUGUACCUUCCACACGGCUCCAGCAUUCAGUAUUUCUACCCUUUUCUUGUCCAAGAUGCAAAUGAGUAAUUGCAUGUUGAGGUGCUGUGCGUUUUGCUACCCAUAGCAGAUAGGUGUUAACCUGUAUACAUAUCACGAUUUGUAAUUAGCCACAAACCCCACACAGUCAUCCUGAAUGGCUCCCAAGUCUCUACCUUCUAAAUGCGCACGUGUCCGUUGUGCAACUGGAAAAACUGCCGAGUGCAUGCAGAUUUGUGGGAAGAGGAAUAACUUUCAUUUAUCUGUCAAUUGUUGAAUGCUGUUUGUUUCCCUUAUCUCAUAUCUGAACAUAACAGGGUGCAUGAGGGCAGAACAGCCCUCAGGAGAGCUUAGUGGGAAGGCAGUCGGAGUGUUCUGGUAUUUGCAAGCGUAUGACCUGAUGUCUAGGAUCGAAAAGCCCAAGCAUUCAGCGUUGCCUCAUGGAAGGUUUUCUUCUUGGAAAAUUAGCGUGAAAUAAAAGAAUGUGAUUCUUUCAGGAAGGGAAGCCAGACUGCAGGACAGCAAUAAACAAGUGAAAUUCAUAUCUUGCCUGAGUGAUUUGCACUUCAAUAGUUGUGAAAGAAAACUGAUGGGGAUUCCAGUGCUUUUGUGUUCGAUUUCUAGCCCCUUUCGUACCUCCUUUAUACAAGCAAGUGUUGAACUGUACAUAGAGUGUUUACAAGACACUCUGUUUGGGUUGUUAUUUUUCUUGUGUUUUUUUUUUUUUUUUGCUUUAGCUUGAACUCUGUAUGGUCCAUUUGUUAAAUAGACGUGAACAGUUGAUGUACAGUACUUACUAAACAAGCAGCAGCACAAAACUUAUUUUAUUAAGAAAAUAUGGCUUAUAUUUUAAAGGUUGAAUAUCAAUUUUUUUGUAUGCGUGGAAUUAAGACUGGUAAAGAGUAACAAAAUCCUUGGAUUAGGCCAAAAGAAAAUACUGUAAGAGCAUAACCACCUCUUUAUUAAAGAAAAUGGUAUGAUUAAAGAGCUCCAGAACAUUGUAUUUAUAUUUGAUUUGAUUGGCUUUGUGGAUUAUUUUUUUCUUUGCCUUGGUCCUGAUUUUUGCUUGCAACUUUGACUUUGCAGUCCGAAGUGUCUGUUACCCUGUAACUGUUGGCAGAAGACCUAAAUAAAAGCAAUGUGAAUA
Molecule: messenger RNA, 6599 nt
Organism: Struthio camelus australis
Lineage: Eukaryota; Metazoa; Chordata; Aves; Struthioniformes; Struthionidae
Source: RefSeq, a predicted model, not a curated record